Messenger RNA from Aspergillus ibericus CBS 121593, 2826 nucleotides. RefSeq names its product fungal specific transcription factor domain-containing protein. The transcript is spliced from 3 exons. Gene Ontology annotation, cellular component: nucleus. Gene Ontology annotation, biological process: positive regulation of transcription by RNA polymerase II. The record is from RefSeq and is a predicted model, not a curated record. The coding region runs from base 460 to 2826 and encodes 788 amino acids. Gene Ontology annotation, molecular function: transcription cis-regulatory region binding; zinc ion binding; DNA-binding transcription factor activity, RNA polymerase II-specific. NCBI's taxonomy places the organism in Eukaryota, Fungi, Ascomycota, Eurotiomycetes, Eurotiales, Aspergillaceae.
GCCUUCGAAAUGCGGGUUCGAACACUCGCCACUCCCCGGUUGGCUGAACCGUCAGUACUACACCGCGCUAAAGAGUUAAAUGCUGGUCUAAUCUCCGGCUGUGCUCACCUAACGGCGGAUGAUGCCGCAACGAUCGUCGCUUAUCAUCAUCUCCAGUCCGCUGCCCGCCGCCCACUGCCCAGGUUCUGCGCGAACUAGAAUGAUCCCCAAUGGGUAUCGAUUAUAAACGACCCUAAGCGUGUCCCCCUCUCCGGCGUUAGCCUGCCUUCGUUGCUUUUUCCAUAACCUGUCUUCCACAACGCUUCUGCGUCCCUUCGGUGGCCCUGUUAGCCUGCUACUUGCCUUGUCGACUGUCGCACCACUUACGGGACCCCGCACCCCGGGUCAUCUCCACCGUAUUUGCUAGGACCAGCUGGUACCUGCACCCGUGAGUUGGCUGACCGUUGCUUCGGAUCAAGUAUGGAGCCUCCCUCGAAGAAUCGCACCCGCAAAACCCCGCCGGUUUCCGCCGCAGCUCCGCGGAAAAGGCGCAAGAGGACGGUCGUGAGUCAAGCGGCAGAUGAUUGCUUCACCUGCGCCCGACAGGGUACCCCAUGCGACCGACGGCGCCCGUUUUGUUCUCAGUGCUUGGAUGGCGGCCGCAGUUGCGCAGGAUAUAAGACGGCGUUGACAUGGGGCGUCGGAGUGGCCAGUCGGGGAAAGCUCCGCGGAUUGUCUCUCCCGGUGACUGGGGCGCAGCCUGCGGUCGCUCCGCCAAAGCCUCAUCGUGCGACGACGCCACGAGCCGGGGUCCAGUCGAAGCAAGGUACCAAUUCAGCCGCAGAUAAGUCCCGACUUGGGAAACGGCGUUCUGGGACUACCUCCAUGAUCGCGCCCCCUUCGCCAGUGAGAUCGUGCUCUCCCGUUAACGCAGCCAUCUGCGAUCCUUUCUUAGCAUACUCAUCGCCGGGUUCGAUGACACAGCGCCAUUCAACUCCGACUGUAUCGAAUAUCGACACAACAGAAACAUGGAUGAGUUCAGUAGAAUCCCCGGGAACCACACAGUGCUUCUGGCCUGCACCUAUUUCAAAGCAAGAAUCGGAGAGCGGGUCGGACGAACCCUUAUGUCCAGAAGGCGUUCCCCCGUGGACUGCCUUUCAGCCGCCAUCGUUGUCUCAGCAGCUGUUGGCGCGUUCUGUGGGGCGUACACCACGCCUGCGGUACCUGAUUAGCUAUUACGCUGAAGUCAUUGCUCCGAUGAUCGUGGCAUUUGAUAGUCCAACCAACCCUUUCCGGACGUAUAUCCUUCGCUUGGCGCAAGAAAGCAUAUCCCUCCAGGAGGCCAUCGCCACGCUAGCCAGUUGCAAUCUGCGACAGCGACGUCAGCGGGGAAUUAGGUCAACAGAGCGGACUAUGCCAGCGCGCAUGUCCUCCCUGGCCCACCAAGCUCUGACUGAUGAAGCCUUUCAAGAUCGCUCCGGUAGUUCUGUUCCUGGAGGGCCGGCUCAGGAGGAACAGUAUCAUCGGGGCAUGGCAGUCACGGCGCUGAAUCGGGAAUUGGCGGACUCGCGCCAGAGGCUCUCUGAUUCGGUCCUUGCCACCUUACUCAUCCUCUGCCUCUUUCACGGCUGUGAUACCGGCGUCGCGCAGUUCAAAACGCAGUUUGCCGGGGUGACCAAGUUGCUGGCCAUCCGACUGUGCAAUUCGCCUUGUAUGACGGACGAACUGAAGUGGUUCGUUCGCAUGUUCACUUGGUUUGAUACGAUGACCGCUACCACGAAUGACCGCGAGGUGCAGCUUCGUGGCGCUUGCUUAGAUAUCACUGCCGUCUCCGAUGGCGAAUGGGGUCUGGAGAAUGUGGCGGGAUGCGAUGCCGGCCUGUUCAGAUUCGUGGCGCAGCUAGGCCGUUUGAACCUCCUGAGUCAGAAUCAAGAGGUCCGCACCUCCACGCCACCAGACAUCCAGAUGCCAUCGACUACACUUCCGCCCUCGAUGGCGUUCUGCUCGCCGGAUAUGCCGGGCCUCUCUUCCGUACCUUGUGCGUUUCCGUUGCCACCGUCUAGUGGUUGUGACCGGGUACCACUGUCACCAGCAUUUUGGGCUGAAUGGUAUUCGCUCCGACAGAAGCUGGAGUCCUGGCGGUUUGUCCCCGGCCGCCAACACGCGGGAUCCCCGUUUUCCAGUUACCCCUACAUCUCGCCACCCUCGUCACCGUCGGAUCAGUCAGUGGUCGCGCCUCACCAUCUGAAAGACGUCAUUCACACCUCCGAGUCAUUCCGCCAUUCGGCGAUCCUGUACAGUGAGCGACUGGCCUAUCCAGAUCUGCCGUCCAGUCACCCUCGUAUCCAGACCAUUGUGCAACGCGCCAUGAGUCACAUUCUCUCUGUCCAAUGCGACGCGUAUCUCCUAUGGCCACUGUUUGUGACAGGGUCCGAGUGCGUGCUUGCCGAUCACCGCGCCAUUAUCCGCCAGCGCUGCAAAGACCUGUCCAGAGACUCUGGGUUCUUCAACAACCUCUCGUGUCUAGAGCUACUGGAGAGGAUCUGGGCCGAGAACCCUGGCACUCCCGAUCUGCAAGUAGCCGACAGGCCUGUGAAUGAUGCAGGAUUAGUUUCGCCCGAAGGCUGGGCUCUCCCGGAUGAGGCUUUUAUGUCGAUCGCACAGGCCACUGUCUCGCGGAAGCAGGGCUUCCGCUGGCACGACGCCAUGCAGACCAAACGAGAGCAGGGCGAGUACAUGACGGUAUGGAUCAUGAUCCGGUCCAUGAGUAAGGAUGUACCGAAGGUUUGGGCGCGUGUCAAGCGCUCAUUUGUGGGGUUGGCUGAGGGAAUGAUGGUGGUAAAAUAA